Cucurbita pepo subsp. pepo (vegetable marrow) is the source of this 1583-nucleotide messenger RNA. RefSeq names its product proteasome family protein (gene EER5). Gene Ontology annotation, biological process: poly(A)+ mRNA export from nucleus; transcription elongation by RNA polymerase II; post-transcriptional tethering of RNA polymerase II gene DNA at nuclear periphery. Gene Ontology annotation, molecular function: double-stranded DNA binding; RNA binding. Gene Ontology annotation, cellular component: transcription export complex 2. The record is from RefSeq and is a predicted model, not a curated record. NCBI's taxonomy places the organism in Eukaryota, Viridiplantae, Streptophyta, Magnoliopsida, Cucurbitales, Cucurbitaceae.
UCAUCAAAACAGAUGCGAAAUCAGGAAACGACACCGUUUGGCGUCGCCGUAGAAUUGACAGAGAGAGGCAAGGAGCAGGACCGUAGAAGAAAGGCUUGGAGAAUUGCAGCAGAGAGGGAGGCGGCAAUGGCGUACCUGAGCAUGGGAGAGGCACAUAGAAGAAUUACAGAGUACUUGAAUCGAUUUUCGGACUCUGUUGCGUCUCAAGAUGGAGCUUCUCUCAAAUCUCUUCUUUCUCUCUCCUCCAAUUCCCCCAAUCUUCUCGCCCUCGCCGACUCUCUCAACGUUUUCCAGGAUGCCAAUCGAUUAAUCAGACAGUCGGAUAGAUAUUCUCAGUUUGGAGAUAUAUUGGUGAACUUCUUUCGUGCAUUGCAGUGUUACCGUCUUGGAAAUUUGAUUGAUGCCUAUCAUGCUUUCGAAAAAUCCGCCAACGCUUUCACUCAGGAAUUUCGGUCUUGGGAUUCAGCUUGGGCGUUGGAAGCAUUGUAUGUAGUUGCUUACGAGAUUAGGAUCAUUGCAGAGAGGGCCGACCGAGAGCUGGCUUCGAAUGGAAAAUCCCCAGAAAAGUUGAAAGGAGCUGGCUCGUUUCUUAUGAAAGUGUUUGGUGUUCUUGCCGGAAAAGGCCCUAAACGUGUUGGAGCAUUGUAUGUGACAUGUCAGUUGUUCAAGAUAUACUUCAAGCUUGGUACUGUGCACUUGUGCCGUAGUGUGAUAAGGAGCAUUGAAACCGCUCGGAUAUUUGACUUUGAGGAGUUUCCUAAAAGAGACAGGGUGACCUACAUGUAUUAUACAGGACGUCUGGAAGUUUUCAACGAGAAUUUCCCUGCUGCUGACCAGAAGUUAUCAUACGCCUUGAUGCAUUGCAACCCUCAAAGAGAAGCUAAUAUAAGAAUGAUAUUAAAAUAUCUCAUACCUGUGAAGCUUUCGAUGGGCAUCUUGCCUACAAGGGUGCUUCUCGAGAAGUAUAACCUUUUUGAGUAUGGAAAUGUUGUGCAAUCUCUUACAAGAGGUGAUCCGAGGCUUCUUCGACAAGCUCUUCAAGAGCACGAAGAUCGGUUCUUAAGAUCAGGGGUUUAUCUCGUCUUAGAGAAGUUGGAACUUCAAGUUUACCAAAGAUUGGUGAAGAAAAUCUACUUUAUACAAAGACAAAAGGAUCCAAACAAAGCUCACCAGAUCAAAUUAGAAGUAAUUGUAAAAGCUUUACAAUGGUUGGAAGUAGACAUGGACGUUGAUGAGGUAGAGUGCAUCAUGGCCAUACUCAUAAAUAAGGGUCUUGUGAAGGGGUACUUCGCCCACAAGAGUAAAGUUGCAGUGGUAAGCAAACAAGAUCCUUUUCCUCGACUAAAUGGAAAACCAGUCGGUUCAUGAACCAAUAACUUAACAAGGUUGUUUUGUAGUCAUUAGUCUAUUUAUAGUGGCAGCUUUGAAGUGUUUUAUUUCUCUGGAUCUCUUCUGCUUAAACACUUAUUUGACUUUGAACAUAUUUAAACGAUAGACUUGAAUCAAAACUACACCAUCUUGUACGACAAAAAUGGUGUGCAGAGCAGAAUUAAGAAGCUUAGUAAAUUUGUUCAUUAGUGGUU